Molecule: messenger RNA, 7006 nt
Organism: Myodes glareolus (Bank vole)
Lineage: Eukaryota; Metazoa; Chordata; Mammalia; Rodentia; Cricetidae
Source: RefSeq, a predicted model, not a curated record
AUCAGCGCCCACCUGCCUGCUCUGAGGGCGCCCAACCCUUUCUCACUUCCUGGGCACGAUGCCCGGUUGAAGGGACAGUGCCUGGCGAGCUGGGAGGGGGAACGAGGGCGGGACCUAGGCCACUUCUUCCCUCCCUUAGAGUCAGAGUCAAAAGCUUGGGUGAGGACAAGCAGACCGCGGUGGGUCGAGCCCUACAAAACUCGCCCCAGUAGGUCAGCAAGCAAGGCGAGCUUCACAACGGCGCCUCCCCAAUCUGUGCCCCUCUCGGUACAUGGAGGCCUGAAAGUUCGUGGGUCCGGUGGAUCCCUGGACACACUGGGACUCAGGACCAACGCCCAUUAUGCACUCAGAGAGUGCUCCAAGGUUCCAAGUGCUCCUGCUUCCUGUCCUGCUGCUGCUCCUGGCCACACCGCCUGUGGUUAGCAAGGGCUGCGUCUGCAAAGACAAGGGCCCGUGCCUCUGCGUGGGGACCAAAGGGGAGAAGGGGGAGAAAGGCUGUGCUGGGCCCCCUGGUUUACCUGGCCAGAAAGGAUUUCCAGGUCCUGAAGGCUUGCCUGGACCACAGGGACCCAAGGGCUCUCCAGGACUCCCAGGGCUCACUGGCCCCAAAGGCAUCAGGGGAAUAACUGGAUUACCAGGAUUUUCAGGUCCUCCUGGACUUCCAGGUAUCCCAGGCCACCCUGGGCCGCCUGGACUGGCUGGUUUACCAGGAUGCAAUGGUUCUAAGGGUGAACAAGGAUUCCCAGGCAUUCCGGGGACACCAGGCUAUUCGGGGCUCCCAGGUCCUGCUGGUUUGAAAGGACAAAAAGGUGAGCCUGCUCAAGGAGAAGACAGGGAAUUCAAUGGCAAAGGUGACCCUGGGCUUCCAGGGCCUCCAGGCUUCCAGGGUUUUCCAGGCCCCCCAGGUUUUCCAGGGCCUGCCGGUCCACCUGGUCCUCCGGGAGAUUUUGGUCUUCCAGGUGCCGUGGGACCCAGAGGACCAAAAGGUCAUAUGGGCGAUAACGCCAUAGGACAAAAAGGAGAAAGGGGUGUGAAAGGAUUGACAGGACCUCCCGGGCUGCAAGGAACAGUGAUUGUUACCCUCAUCCACCCAUACAACACAUCGGACUUCAAGGGGGAGAAAGGAGAUAUGGGAGAGAUGGGUGAACCUGGGCGUCCCGGACCCUUGGGGCCACCUGGAGACUCCUAUGGAUCAGAAAAGGGUGUUCCUGGAGAGCCUGGUCCAAGGGGAAAACCUGGCAAAGAUGGUGCUCCUGGCUUUCCUGGCACUGAGGGAGCCAAGGGCAACAGGGGCUUUCCUGGGUUAAUGGGUGAAGCUGGCAUUAAGGGAUGGAAAGGAGACAUUGGCCCUCCAGGAUUUCCUGGUCCAACAGAAUAUUAUGACGCGUACCUGGAAAAGGGAGACAAAGGAAUGCCAGGCCCACCUGGGCCCAAAGGUGCUCGUGGCCCACAGGGUCCUAGUGGUCCCCCUGGAGUUCCUGGAAGCCCUGGACUGUCAAGACCUGGCCCCAGAGGACCUCCUGGAUGGCCAGGCUUGAGAGGAAGUAAAGGGGAGAGAGGACCCCCUGGAAAAGGCACUAUGGGCCCUCCUGGACCCCUGGGCUGCCCGGGUUCACCAGGUCCACCAGGCCCACCAGGACCUCCAGGACGUCCAGGUAACAUUCUUUUUCAACCGGGACCACCUGGUGACCAUGGAGUGCCAGGCAAUGUAGGACCUCCAGGAGACCCAGGAAUUGAUGGGCCAAAAGGAGAACCAGGCCUUCCAUGCACAGAGGUCCAUUGCAUCCCAGGGCCCCCUGGUCUCCCUGGAUUUCCAGGAUUAGAUGGUGUCAAAGGCAUCCCAGGAGGACGAGGUGCCCCUGGCAUGAAAGGAAACCCAGGGGACCCCGGAAGCCCAGGUCUCCCAGGAUUGGCAGGAUUCCCAGGGGACCAAGGGCACCCAGGACUGAAAGGAAGCAAAGGUGAAACACCUCUACCCUGGGGGCAAAUGGGUGACCCAGGCGAACCUGGGCUCAGAGGCCUGCCAGGGAGAAAGGGCUUCGACGGAAUUCCUGGAAGUCCAGGAGCAAAGGGAUUGCCAGGACCUAGAGGUGAACCGGCCCUGAGUGGAAGGAAAGGGGACCAGGGACCUCCAGGGGCUCCUGGAUCACCUGGACCUCCGGGACCCGCGGGACCAGCUGGACCACCGGGCUAUGGACCUCGAGGAGAAACAGGUCCAAAGGGAACGCAAGGAGUUCCCGGAGCCCCGGGACCACCUGGAGAAGCCGGUCUCAAAGGAGAACCUGGCAUAUCAACACCAGUUCCAGGUCCCCCAGGACCUCCAGGGCCCCCUGGGCAGGCCGGUCGCCGAGGUCUACCUGGUUUUCCUGGACCUAUGGGAAAAUGUGAGCCUGGUCUUCCCGGACCUGAUGGUGAACCAGGGCUCCCAGGAACUGGACUUCCUGGGCCUCCAGGACCUAAAGGAGAUCAAGGUUUCCCAGGAACAAAAGGAUCACCUGGUUGUCCUGGGGAACCGGGAAAGCCAGGCCGUCCUGGAGAACCAGGCCACCCAGGAGCCAAGGGAGAACCAGGGUUAGCCAUGCCCGGGGAACCCGGAAAACCUGGCUUUCCAGGAGAAAGAGGCAACCCCGGGGAAAGUGGAGAAAUUGGACUCCCUGGGCCUCCAGGCCUCCCUGGAACUCCGGGAAAGGAAGGACUUGAUGGGCCUCCAGGAGACCCAGGACAGCCUGGACCGCCUGGAGCAAAAGGAACCCCAGGGAGCUGCACACAAGGAACCAAGGGUGUCCAAGGACUUCCGGGCUUAAACGGAUUGCAAGGGCAACCAGGUAGAAGAGGUGACACGGGGCCGAAGGGAGACCCUGGCAUCCCAGGCUUGGACAGAUCAGGAAUGCCUGGAGAACCGGGACCACCAGGAAUGCCAGGUCAUCCAGGUGAGAUAGGACCACCUGGACAGAAAGGAUACCCAGGAGCUGCAGGAUUCCCAGGGCUACCAGGCAAGAAAGGAGAGGUUGGGAUGAUGGGCUAUCCUGGAACCACUGGUCCUCCGGGAUCUCCUGGGAAACCAGGUUCACAGGGGCAGAGAGGAUUUGUAGGAAAUCCGGGUGAAAAAGGAGACAGAGGCAUUCCAGGGUUACCAGGUCUGAAAGGCUUCGAGGGACUGCCUGGACCACCAGGCCCUCCAGGCUCUAGAGGAGACAUGGGACGCAGUGGGAAUCCUGGAGGACCAGGACCAGGCGGCAUGCCGGGAAGCAUGGGGAACAUGGGUGUGCCAGGCCCUAAAGGGAGAAAAGGAACUUUGGGACUGUCGGGUCUAGCUGGAAGACCAGGCGUUGCAGGGAGUCGCGGUCCUCAAGGAGAUAAGGGGGAGCAAGGUCAUUCAGAAGGUGCAAGGCCAGGACCACAGGGUCCAAAGGGCCAUGCAGGAUUGCCAGGUGACAAAGGAAAAAAAGGAGAGAGAGGCCCACCUGGGCCACCUGGACAAUCGGGACCUGCUGGACCUGACGGAGCCCCUGGGAGUCCUGGGAGUCCUGGCCACCCAGGGAAGCCGGGUCCUGUUGGUGAUUUGGGUCCUAAAGGCAAGAAGGGCUUCCCAGGCCUUCCAGGAAGCACUGGACCUCCAGGCCCUCCAGGAUUCCCAGGACCUCCUGGACCAAUAGGUAUGAGAGGUAACCAGGGCCGUGAUGGAAUUCCUGGUCCACCCGGAGAGAAGGGAGAAACAGGCUUGCUGGGGGCCCACCCAGGCCCCAAAGGGAGCCCUGGUAUUCCAGGUGUCAAAGGAGACAAGGGAGCUCCAGGUUUGCCUGGCCUCCCUGGCAGGAAGGGGAACAUGGGAGAUGUUGGACCUCAAGGACCCCCAGGCAUCAGUGGACUCCCAGGACCACCAGGUCUACCUGGGGCAAUUGUCCCUGGCCCAAAAGGAAACAGAGGUCUUCCUGGCCCAAGAGGAAGUCCAGGUAAGCCAGGUCCUCCUGGACCUCCAGGACUUAUCGUAAAAGGCAUAAAAGGUGACAAAGGAUUUAUGGGCCUACCUGGCCCCAAAGGUCUACCUGGAACUGUAGGCAACAUGGGCCCACCAGGUCACCCGGGAGCACCAGGUAUCCCAGGUCUUCCAGGUCUCAGAGGUGAUCCGGGAUUCCCUGGAUUUCCGGGCAUAAAAGGAGAGAAGGGUAAUCCAGGAUUUCUUGGAUCAACUGGACAUCCAGGACCCAUUGGGCCAAAAGGACCACCUGGUGAACGUGGAAAACCUGGUACACGAAAGAUCAUCUCCCUUCCGGGAAGCCCAGGGCCACCCGGUCCACCUGGACAGCCAGGAAUGAAAGGAGAUCCUGGGUCACUGGGACCACCUGGAAUCCCAGGGCCCUGUGGACCAAAAGGUAAACCAGGCAAGGAUGGAAAACCAGGAUCUCCAGGAGCAGCUGGUGAAAAGGGCAACAAAGGCUCUAAAGGCCAGCAAGGACCACCUGGAUUGGAUGGAUUGCCAGGCUUAAAGGGAAAACCUGGAGACAGGGGAACACCUGCCUCUGGGACAAGAAUGCAAGGGUUUGUCUUCACCCGACACAGUCAAACCACAGCCACUCCUUCAUGUCCUGAAGGAACACAGCCGCUCUACAGUGGGUUUUCUCUUCUUUUUGUGCAAGGAAAUGAACGUGCACACGGACAAGACCUUGGCACUCUGGGCAGCUGCCUGCAGCGAUUCACCACAAUGCCGUUCUUAUUCUGUAACAUCAAUAAUGUAUGUAAUUUUGCAUCACGGAAUGAUUAUUCAUACUGGCUGUCAACACCAGCUCUGAUGCCAAUGGACAUGGCUCCAAUUACGGGCAGAGCUCUCGAACCCUAUAUUAGCAGGUGUAUGGUCUGUGAAGGUCCUGCGAUGGCCAUCGCUGUUCACAGUCAAACGACAGCUGUCCCUCCAUGUCCCCAUGGCUGGGUUUCUCUCUGGAAAGGGUUUUCCUUCGUUAUGUUCACAAGUGCUGGCUCUGAGGGAGCGGGACAAGCGCUGGCAUCACCCGGAUCCUGCCUGGAGGAGUUCCGAGCCAGUCCGUUUAUAGAAUGCCACGGACGAGGAACGUGUAACUACUUCUCAAACUCCUACAGCUUCUGGCUGGCUUCAUUAAAUCUAGAAAGAAUGUUCAGAAAACCUAUUCCAUCAACUGUGAAAGCUGGAGAUUUAGAAAAAAUCAUAAGCCGCUGUCAGGUGUGCAUGAAGAGAAGACACUGAAGAAAUCAAAGAAAACAGAGCCACCUUUUUCCUUCUUGAAUAGCAAAGUCAUGGCUCAGUAUGUGCAUUUUAGUUAGGUCUUUUUUUCUCUAACCUUGCAGUGUUGUUCAGUGACGAUCUGGUAGUGGCAUGUUUCACCACACCAGAAAGCAUUUCAUUCAAGUUAGUCUGUAAUGUGGGUCUGGAAACCUGUGUGGUUUCAAAGUUUCCUCUAGGAAGGCAACAGCUUUCCACAAAAUAUCACUGAAAUCACAUUCCGCUUGUGCACAAAGCAAUGACUAAACCAUGCCUGUGUGGAGCUUGAACUGCAGGCUAAGGGAGAGUUGGUCCAGGGGAUGUUCAGUGUGUUCCUUGUCCCACUUUGACCUAAGGAAUUUGGUUUCUUCCCACCUCCUUUCUGAGACCUUAGACUUCAGCUAGAGAAGGAAAUGGGGGUUAUACAGUACACGAGCACAUCAUGACAGGAACUGGAUAGUCAGGCCUAUUGAAAUGUAUGAUGCCCAAGAACACACAUAGAUAAGGUUCAUGAUGUUUCAGGACUCAUUUAAAUAUGCCCAAAGCUAGGACCAAAGGAAACUUCCUGAACGGAAACAUAAUAGGCUUGGAUAUAAAGUAUGGGCUUUUUUUUUUUCCUGUUUUGUUGACGAUGUCUAUUUGCUAUUUUACUAUGGCCAUAGAUUGAAAGGGGAUAAAAUGUUUACCCUUAGGGGAUUAAUUUUUACUAGGAUGUUAUACACAUACACUGAAAUAUUUCUCUUCAUUGUUCUCAAUGUACUCACAAGUAACAAGGAUACUAUUUACUAAAUGUGCACUUUAUCCUCAUUCCUAUAUAAAUACUGGCCUUAAAGAAUUUCACUAGUAUUUCAAUAACCCAGGGAAGAAUGAGAGGCAUUUGCUGGUGUAUCAGACUCCAAAUAUUUUUCUUUGAUCGAAAUAGUUCAUGACACGAUUUUACAAAUUUGUUCCUUUGUUACUUUUCUAACUUAUCUUUGGAACACAUUAAACACACACACACACACACACACACACACACACACACACACACACACUCAGUCACAUACCAAUGUGCACAAAAUUUUAAAAUUUUGAAAAAUAAGAUCUAUACUCAAGAAGUUCAUCAUCUUUAACUUCUUGUAGUCACCCCAAGCUUGAAAACUAUUAAGAAAACAGAAACAUUUCAUAAAUCAAAUAGUUGUAGUAGUAUUUGAUGACUCAUGGAGGCUCGGCAUCAUGAGGCGAAGCUUACAUUUCUUGACCCACGAAGGUGGAGCUGGUGGUGCUGAUACUUACUGUCAGGCAGGUGCUGUAACCUCAACUACUCUGUAUUGGAAAAUGUGACCCGAGGACACAGACAAGGGUUGACAUUCUCCAUAACUCACAUGACAGGUGCCAAGACAUUUUUACACCUGAACUAAGGUAUGCAACAUCUCAUUUCAGUUAGGUAUUUCACCUAACUUUCCUAUUCAAAAACCACCCACUUGUCCAUUCUAGCUGUAAAAAGAAGGAACCAUCCUUGACCUGAGUAGUUGUAGCAGCAGCAGCCAGGAGCUUGUUAUCAAUGCAAUUCCAGAAUAUUCCAAACCUGCAAAGUUAGAAACUGUAGUUGGAGAUCAGAAGUCUCUUUCGUUUUGUUGAGAGGCAUUUCAUCCUAUAGCCCAGGCUGGCCCCCCAUCACAAUUUUUCUAUCUCAGCCUCCCAGAAUUUUGUUUUAAAAGUUUUCCCUAUGAUUCUGGUGCACUCUGCUCACUAGGCAAACAUCCAAGAAACUGGCCCCAACCCCUUCACCAU